Molecule: messenger RNA, 516 nt
Organism: Penicillium atrosanguineum
Lineage: Eukaryota; Fungi; Ascomycota; Eurotiomycetes; Eurotiales; Aspergillaceae
Exons: 1
Coding region: 1-516 (171 amino acids)
Source: RefSeq, a predicted model, not a curated record
AUGCACAUCGUCUCCACCGACGAGGACAUGGGUGAGGGGAUACGCCAAGACACCCUGAGUCAAGACACGCUCACCACCCGUGCAGAGCGAGUCUUCAACCGCGCAAGAAUAGAGACGCUCCCCAUUUACUUCACAGCCAAAGAAAUAUGCCUGCUCAUCCAGCACUUCAAGAAGAUCAAAAACACGGAAAAGGCAAACAUUCACAUCCACAAUUUGCUCGCCGCGAUAAUCAUCAACCAGAAAUACCCGGAAGAGGUUGCGAAGAUGUUUGAAGAUAUGGAUGCGCGGAAGCCUAAGGGGUAUGCCGCUCGCUGGACCAAUGAGUUUCACAUGGACAACCUGGAGCGUGAAGUCUUGGAGCAACUGGAGGUUGAAAAGGUAAAUGGAGAGCAAGGUCCGUCCUGGGUGGUGCCUCAGGUGCCUGCAGAUCCUUCGAAGCAGAGGGGUCGAUUUGCGGACAAACUAGAAGGAGGAGGUAGUGCUUUCGAGAGUAGCUUCGCAAGUGGGCCUGAAUAG